UUAACGUUCAUCUCCAACUGUGUUGUCUUUCAUUCCAGCGAUGUGCCGUAUUCUUCGUUAGAAGUUUCUUACGACCCAAUAUACAACACAGUAGUCGUUCCAGGUGCGAUGCUUGAACCACCUCUUUACACGGACGGCCUCAGCCCUGCACUGAACUUCGGGUCACUGGGAUUUCUCAUUGCUUCGAAGAUGAUGAGCUCCCUAAUAUUCGAAGGUCGCUGCUUCGACCAGAACGGCACGUAUAUGUGCUGGUGGGACUCGUCCACGAUACGAAAUUACAGCGACACUGUGGAACGCUGCUACAACAGCCUCUUCAAGCCCGUCAACAAGACGGAAAUCAACACGUUCCGAAAGGAAGUGGUCACGAGCAUGGCAGCCGUGGGCCUCGCCUAUAAGGGCUUCCGUCUGUUCAUGCGCAAGUUCGAGGAAGAAUUCGAGCACAGCAGUCUCAAGAAUCUGGAUCUCACGCAAAACCAACUGUUCUUCAUCUCAUUCGCAAUGACGUGGUGCGAAAGCGUGCCCACCCAGCUGCGAGACAUUGUCAAUCUUGUGACGUCACAGCCGGAUCCGCAAUACAGGGUGGAAACAGCACUCGCCCACUUUGACAAGUUCGGAAAGUACUUUGCGUGCAACGACAACCUCGCCAUUUACCAAGACAAGAAGUGCAGCAUCAUAUGAGUUGUCGGGGCAUUUCACUUGUUCACCUACUGCACAUAUUGUUAGAUUGAAAAAAAGGGAUAACAGUAAAGUGGCGGAGAAAAGCGAGAAUAAUCAUAAUAAUCAUACACGUUUUGUCCUCAAAACACCCAGAACCAAGCAAUCUUGAUUUUGUUGGUUUCGUUGAUAGUCACAAUAUCUCUCUGACACGGGCGUCAUGACGAAAAUAAAGCCGUACCGAUCCGCACCGACCUGAAUCUCUAGCUACAAAUGGUUUAUCUAGUUUUGUUUUUCCACGUCAACUUGAAAUUAUGAAUCUUAACAAAUGGUUCCACUUGGCCGA
Dermacentor andersoni is the source of this 1000-nucleotide messenger RNA. RefSeq names its product membrane metallo-endopeptidase-like 1. Gene Ontology annotation, cellular component: plasma membrane. Gene Ontology annotation, biological process: protein processing. The record is from RefSeq and is a predicted model, not a curated record. Lineage: Eukaryota; Metazoa; Arthropoda; Arachnida; Ixodida; Ixodidae. Gene Ontology annotation, molecular function: metalloendopeptidase activity.